Molecule: messenger RNA, 1389 nt
Organism: Olea europaea var. sylvestris
Lineage: Eukaryota; Viridiplantae; Streptophyta; Magnoliopsida; Lamiales; Oleaceae
Product: PI-PLC X domain-containing protein At5g67130-like
Exons: 8
Coding region: 103-1332 (409 amino acids)
Biological process (GO): lipid metabolic process
Molecular function (GO): phosphoric diester hydrolase activity
Source: RefSeq, a predicted model, not a curated record
UUAGUUGAAGAAACUAGAAAACAGAUGAGCAAAGAAAUGCAGAGACACAGAUGACAGACUUCUCUCUCUUUCUAAAAAUACAGAGAAACCCUAUAUGCAGACAUGCAAAACGCAGGGUUUCAACUUCUUUUCUUGAUCGCAGUUUUUCUUUUUGGUUAUUCUUCUAGUCUCAAGAUUGGAGAAACAUGUUCUACUAUGAACAACAACUCAUGUGAUGCCGGAUUACACUGUGGAACUUGCCCUGCAAAUGGAAACACCCGACCCAGAUGUACUCGGAUUCAACCCGUAGUUCCCACUGCAAAGGUAAAUGGUCUGCCGUUUAAUAAGUAUUCAUGGCUGACUACCCACAACUCGUUUGCUCGGACUGCGUCAAUGUCCGGGACCGGGUCAACUCUUUUGGCUCCGACCAAUCAAGAAGAUUCCGUCACUGAUCAACUCAAUAAUGGUGUUCGAGGGCUUAUGCUUGACAUGUAUGACUUCAACGGGGACAUUUGGUUGUGUCAUUCAUUUGGUGGAAGGUGUCUCAAUAUCACAGCUUUUCAACCUGCAAUUAACGUACUGAAAGAAAUUCAAGUUUUUCUGGAACAAAAUCCCACAGAAAUUGUCACCAUUUUCAUCGAAGACUAUGUGACAUCUCCACAAGGAUUGACAAAAGUGUUCAAUGCAUCUGGACUCAGCAACUACUGGUUUCCAGUGUCUAAAAUGCCUAAAAAUGGUCGAGAUUGGCCAACAGUUGACGAUAUGGUCCGAAAUAAUCAACGCCUCGUCGUCUUCACCUCAAAAUCAUCUAAGGAGGCUUCUGAAGGGAUUGCUUAUGAAUGGCGAUACGUGGUUGAAAAUCAGUAUGGAAACGGUGGAAUGGUACCUGGUUCUUGUCCAAGUCGUUCAGAGUCAUCUCCCAUGAACACAUCAUCAAUUUCACUUGUUCUUCAGAAUUACUUUCCAGGAAAUCCCAAUAUAACAAAUGCUUGUGCAGACAAUUCUGCUCCUCUAACUAGUAUGAUGACAACUUGUUACGAAGCAGCCGGAAGGCGCUGGCCGAAUUUCAUAGCAGUCGACUUUUAUCAGAGAAGUGAUGGAGGAGGAGCCCCAGAAGCUGUUGAUGAAGCAAAUGGACAUAUGACUUGUGGUUGUGACAGCAUUUCCUAUUGCAAGGCAAAUGCUACGUUUGGUACCUGCGACACCCCUAUGCUUUCACCUCCACCACCAUCUCAAUUGCCGCCGACCAGAACAUCACAACUGCCCAGCAACAAUUCUCCAAUAAGCAAAUCUCUGCUGCCUCAUUUGUUUAUAUGGCAAUUAUUUGCCAUAUUUCUCCUGUUGUGUUCAUAACUGCUAAAUGAUAAGCUCUGUUUGGGCUCCAUUUUUGUAAUAAUACAUUUUUUUCUU